GUCAAAUGUUAAGAUGUCAUGAGAUGUAUUCAACUCUAUAUAAGAUGACUGUGUUGAACCAAAACUAGACAAACCCUCCCCCGAAAAACAAAAAAAAAAAAAAAAACAAAGAAGAAUAUCGACUAUCGAGUAUGAUCAAGAUAAUAAUGAUGAUGGCUUUGGUAAUGAUGGGAGUGAAAGCAAAAACUGUGAUGAAGGCCAACGAAGUAGACCAACGUGUCAUAUGUUACAGGAACUGCGAUGUUGGUUGUGGCACUGAUAAUGCAUGUCAUCAACGUUGUAAGAAAAAUUGCGGUUACCCACCCUUGAAGAAUUUUCAGUCAUCGGAUACAAGGGACAACGAGGUAGACCAACGUGUCAUAUGUUACCGGAACUGCGAUGUUGGUUGUGGCACUGAUAAUGUGUGUCAUCAACGUUGGGCCAACGAAGUAGAUCAACGUGUCAUAUGUUAUCGGAACUGCGAUGUUGGUUGUGGCACUGAUAAUGCGUGUCAUCAGCGUUGUAAGAAAACUUGUGGUUAUCCACCCUUGAUGAAUAUCCAUCUAUGAUUUGUUGAGAUUCAGAAGUCAUGGACUUGUGAAACUUUUAUUAUAUAAUUCUCUUCGUGAUUUAGUUGUUUAUUUCUUGAGUUUUCACAUGUUGGGGUUGUAAUUGGCAUGAAAAGAUUCUAUGUAAACAUACUAAAAUCAAACCAAGAGAUUACUUUCAUAAAAGAAA
This is a messenger RNA of Arabidopsis lyrata subsp. lyrata, 717 nucleotides long. RefSeq lists its product as uncharacterized. The transcript has 3 exons. NCBI's taxonomy places the organism in Eukaryota, Viridiplantae, Streptophyta, Magnoliopsida, Brassicales, Brassicaceae. Bases 132 to 548 code for a protein of 138 amino acids. The record is from RefSeq and is a predicted model, not a curated record.